CAGCUUGCGUCACUGCCUCAGAGAGAGGAGAGCGAGCUGGGGAGAGCGAGGCAGUUCGGAGGGAAGGACCGGUGCGAGUCAGGCGGCCCUUGAGGCUCCGCUCGCCCACCUUCCACUCUUCUCUCUCUCUCUCUCCCUCUCUCUCCCUCUCUUUCCUUGCCACUUUUUUCCUCUCCGAAAUCUCCCAUUCAGCCAAAGGAAGGAGGUAAGGGAACCAAACCCCGCCUCCAAAAAAAUAAUUAAAAAAAAAUUUUACAGUCGGGACCGAGUGGUGGCCGGCUGGCUAUGGAGCUGCUGUGCUGCGAGGUGGAUCCGGUCCGCAGGGCCGUGCCGGACCGCAACCUGCUGGAAGACCGCGUCCUGCAGAACCUGUUGACCAUCGAGGAGCGCUACCUCCCGCAGUGUUCCUAUUUCAAGUGCGUGCAGAAGGACAUCCAGCCGUAUAUGCGCAGGAUGGUGGCCACCUGGAUGCUAGAGGUCUGUGAGGAGCAGAAGUGUGAAGAAGAGGUCUUUCCUCUGGCCAUGAACUACCUGGACCGCUUCUUGGCUGGAGUCCCAACCCCUAAGACCCAUCUUCAGCUCCUGGGCGCCGUGUGCAUGUUCCUAGCCUCCAAGCUGAAGGAAACCAUCCCGCUGACCGCGGAAAAGCUGUGCAUUUACACCGACAACUCCGUGAAGCCCCAGGAGCUGCUGGAGUGGGAACUGGUGGUGCUGGGUAAGCUGAAGUGGAACCUGGCUGCAGUCACCCCUCACGACUUCAUUGAGCACAUCCUACGCAAGCUGCCCCAGCAAAAAGAGAAGCUGUCCCUGAUCCGAAAGCAUGCACAGACCUUCAUCGCUCUGUGUGCCACCGACUUCAAGUUUGCCAUGUACCCGCCGUCGAUGAUCGCAACUGGAAGUGUGGGAGCAGCCAUCUGUGGGCUUCAGCAGGAUGACGAAGUGAAUCCACUCACGUGUGAUGCCCUGACUGAACUGCUGGCCAAGAUCACCCACACUGAUGUGGAUUGUCUCAAAGCCUGCCAGGAGCAAAUUGAGGCUGUGCUGCUAAACAGCCUGCAGCAGUUCCGUCAAGAGCAGCAUAACGGAUCCAAGUCUGUGGAAGAUCCGGACCAAGCCACCACCCCUACGGACGUGCGGGAUGUUGACCUGUGAGGAAGCCAUUCGGGCGGCAAGAGAGAGGCGUGUUCGUCAUCUGCUAGCCCCUUCUCUCUGUAGUUAUGUCUUGUUCUUUGUGUUUUAGGAUGAAACUUCAAAACAAAAACAAAAAAAAAUCUGCCCCCACCUAGAGCCUGUUUAAAGGUCUUUUAGAAGUGAGAGGAAAAGGACGUAUAGUUGAAAACGCACGUGGUGCCUGUUCAGAGUCCAGCCUAAGGGGAUCCCUUGUAUAUGCAAACCGUUAUUAUUUGAUGAUGUAAAAGUCAUAGUGAGAUGCUUACAGGAGAACCCGCAGACUAGCUAGAGAAUGUGUAUGUAUACCUGCGAUAUGGGAAGAAAUUAGAGGAGACUGUCUUUUGUGCUUGUGAACUAGUGCAUAUGCCCCCUUUAGUAGAAUUGCAAGGAACCGUGGGUGCCAGUAUGGCAUGAGUAGUUUGCAAAGCAGUGAACCCAAGAAGGAAUCAGAAACGAGAAGGGCCAUGCUGGGGAGGUUGCGCAAAACCACCUGACCACAUGACUGAACCAUUUUGGAUGUAAGAAGCGCCUUGAUGCCUCACCACGAGUAGCCAAGACUGGGCGUGGUGGGGUCUCUCCCUUGCAUACUCUUGCUGACUACAGUAGCUGCUACCUAAGGGAUAUGUCUUUUGCCAGUUGGACACCAGUGAUUGGCUCCUAAGUCUCAUGCUUGGUGAAUUUGGGCUUCUUCUUCCAAACAUGGUUCAUUGUAGAUAUACCCUACUGUUAUCUGAUGGAGGGAAUUAACUAUGGGCCAUGACCAAAACUCAUCUAAAUGGGGGCAGAUGGAGACCACAAACGGAAACUAAAACAAAGCUUCCCUAUGUAAUGGAAGAUGGUGAGGUGAUCUUUAAUCCCUUGUUAAGAGAAAAAAGAAGCAACCCUUAAUUUUUGGUGCUGAUUGGCAUGUCUGGCCCACAGUUUAAUGUUGUUAUAAACCAUUCCAUUGGAAAAGCACUUUGAAAAUUUUGGGAGGGGUGGAUGGGUGGGAUGUGGGAUGGUUUAUGCAAAUCCUGUUGAAUACGCCUUCCUUCUUUGCCCCUCCCAUUCCUGACCUCUUCCGGUUCCUAUUCAUUUCUGGAGUCUGACGUUUUGGUACCGAGCUCUGGUGUGUCCCUACUGGGGCCGAGAGGGCCCUCUGCUGAUAUCCUUGUCCCAGCAUUCCUCGGGAAAGCCUGUAAACAAAGGUCUAAACCAUUCUGAUGGCUUAGAAGGAUUGAAUCCCCCGUCUAUGUUUUUCUCCUUUGGACAUGGAAAGAAAAGUUACUUCUGAUGCAAAGGCUGAAGAUCAGGGUGUGGCAUUUUGGUCCCUUUUCCAUUUUUGUUUUGUUUUGUUUUGUUUGUUUGUUUGUUAAUUUUAGUGCAAAGUUGUAUUCAUUGUACUUGAAGACCUCCUCUCCCACUUCAUUGAGACAGUCAGUUAAAUAGAAGUUGGAGCCACAGUUGGUGGGGUGUUUUUUUUUGUUUUUGUUUUUGUUUAUGUUUAUGGGGUUUUUUUUUUUGCACAAUUAUAAUUGACAGGUAAUGAAGCUAUUUGUUAAAAUAUCUUUUUUAAGAGAAAAGUUCAGAACAGGGCUGCUUUGAAGAAUUAUCAUACACAGGUUCUGCCUUGUUUCACAGUGUGAGGGUUGAAGAUGGAGAAACAUCUAAGGGUCUCUUAUCUUUCAUUUUCUUUUGUUCUGUUUAUUAUUAUUUUUCGCUGCUAAGAAGCUAAGAUCGUUCAUCCCCAUUCACAUUAACAGUACCUAGCUGUAAUGUUUCACAGUGUGCUGCUAUUUUAGAAACAUUGUUAUAAUAUAUUAUUUUACUGCUUAAAUUUCAAGUCCCGAAGUAGAUGGUUGAGAAAUGAGUUCUUUGUACUGGAAAAGCUUUUUUCUUCUGUCCCUGUUCUUCUGGUAGCAUUGAUGGGUUGUGUUUCGUUUGGUUUCCGUUUGUCCUUUUUCUCCCAUGCUUCUUCAUUUCCGGGUUUUCUUUCCUCCUCUGAUCACAUUCUUCAAAGAGUAUUCUUUACCUCAGGUUUACUGGACAAAAAAAACAAAACCAAUAAUGAUAGCAAUGUACUUCUUUUUGUUUUCAUAAUACCUCACAGCUAUAGAGUUUCUGUUUGGAAGGCCGCUGGCAGGAGGCACAGGACAGGCAGAAGGCGGGAGCUGGGCAUCCUCCUGGGUAGAAAGCAGGAGAGAUCUGACCCCAGGGUCUCAGGCCAGGCAUAUUUUCUGUCUCUAAGGUCACCAGGCUCCCCUUUGACUCAGGCUCCCUCCUUAUGAUAGAAGAAAACACUGAAGGGCCCCUCUACACAAGGCAGAUACUCAGCAAACUCAGACAGUGGGCUAGGUCAACCUGAUUGGUAUGCAUACACCAGGAUCAGCAAUGAAGAAUUCUGGCAGGCAGUUAGGAGACCCUCCCCUAUCUCGUUGCCCAUUCAGGUACAGGACUUCCCUCUUCCUGGGAUCCCUUCAUCAUGAACAUUGACCAGUUUCCCUCUCCUUGGCAUUGACACCUCAACUUCGGAUGGUCUUCCUAGGACUGAGUCCAUGGUGCUGAGAGUGCAGCACACAUGGGUGGUAUUCCUUUCUCCCUCUCUUGUCCUCUACGGUCUACAGUGACAGGCAAGUGCUGUGUGUGGGCAGGGCGACUGUGUGUAGCACUGAAUGGCUUCAGGUGUUGGAUCCCAUUGAGUGGGUAAGGUAGUAGGCACAGGUUGAGUGAGUCUGGGAUGCAAGUUGAAAGAAGGGAGAGGCUGUUUCCGGGGUCUCGGGCGUGUUUAGGAAGGAUAGGGACUUGGUGAGUUAGCAUGACCCUAAAUCCUAGGGGCUUUGUGGUGGGACAGUGGGUGAUAGUUUGGAAAGUCUGAGAGCGGAAAAGGGAGCAGCCUGCAGCUAGCCAGUGUUUAUUCAGAGCUCACACUGCACAGUACUCUCUCCUGGUCCUUAAGGGACCCCACAGAACUUGACAGACACAUUCCCAUGAGUUACUGGGCAACUGGGGUACCUGAUGAGUAACCUUUGAGCUUAACAGAAACAUUGAAUGAAGGAAGCUGACACACAGCGGGAGAGGCAGGUUACUGUCUGCCCUCCCUCCAUCCCUCUUACCUGGAACCUAAGAGACUCUUCCUGUUUGCCAUCCUCAGAGCCUAGUGAGAUGAGUCCUGUAGAGUGGCCAUUCUGCCUGCUCCUCACUUACACAAAGGAAGGGAGCCUGGAUUCUUUGGUGACCAAUACCUUCUGCUUAGAUCUGGGUCUUGGUAGUAUUUCUGUCCCAGAGGGGUAUAAACGACCCCAUGGAUUUCAGCUUGCCCUCUCCAGCCCCCUUCAUAUCCUACAGAAGGGAUUGCAGAUUCUGGUCUUUUUCUGCCUUGCUAAUGAUCUCUUCUGUGUUUUUAAUUUGUCAUUGUUGUUUGUUUGUUUGUUUUCUCCAUCAUGGGGGAGGGGGGCUAAGUUGUUCCCCCAGCCUGCCAAAUUUUGAUCCUUCCCUGUUUUGACCAAAUCCUAGGGGAAAGAAACCCUAGUAUGCCAAAAAAUAAUAUGCUAAGCUUAAGGAGAUUCAUAAUGGUUCCUAAGAACCAGGCAGCCUGAGAGUGGAUGAGCUCCUUCUCAAUGGGACAGCUUGUGGAGGCUGCUUUGGUUCGAACUGUCCCCAGGACACCAUGAGAAAGCAGAGCAUAUCUUGUAGGCAGCUAGCUUUAAGGUGCAUGACUACCGAGGCAGACUCCUCUCUAGCAGCCAGGCUGGGGGUGCAUGUAGCACCCCUGGAUCCCAUCUUGUUGCUAGCAGGGUAAGUGACCCCUUGGAGGGAGUGUUAAUAGCUUUCCUAAAGUCUAGCUCUUUGGGGACCCACCAGACUGUGCCUUGAGAGCUGUAGGACCCACAGGCUAAAAUUGGGUGGCUUUCACAAAGAGGGCAGAGGAGCUUCAUCUCCAUGGGGUAUGAGGACAGGGCUGGGAGGACCACACUUGUACCUAUGUCCUGGACAGUAUACUGGUGGUGUGGGAACUGGAGGUAGCAAUCAGAAGUCUAAGUAAGUCAGCUGACUUCUAAGCCCAAAGGAUCCCCUCCUGCUUACCUUAGACCAUCACCUUGAAAAUAGCUUUAAAGGGGGGAAUUAAUGCUGAGACGGUGAAGUCCCCGUAAGCCGACAAGCCCUCCAUAGGUGCACACCGCACACAGGCUUCUCUCCGUGCAGACUCCAGGAGGUGGUCAGCAGCUGCAGCAUGAUAUCUAUUUGUACGAAAUAGGGUAGGGAAGCCCCGGGAGUGUUAGAACUUCCUUAUACCGCGUGGCUUUUGAUGAUUCUGGAUUCUCAACAACACAAAAGAGUCCUUGAGCCAAAUUGUGUGCUCCUCUGCUUUUAGAUGUGGCUGGGCUGUGAGAACCAUUCUUGGCUCUGGUUUUACGAAGCCAUCAAUGCAUACACACACUUGAUGGAGCUGCAGAUCCUUUGCCUGCAGCCCACUUGUGGGGGAAAAGUGCCUUACUGACUUACAGUAGCCACUCAGUUUCAACAGGUGCCUAUCUUUGACAAAAAGAAAAGAAAAAAAAAAAAAAA
Mastomys coucha (southern multimammate mouse) is the source of this 5715-nucleotide messenger RNA. It is a transcript of the gene Ccnd2, whose product is annotated as cyclin D2. NCBI's taxonomy places the organism in Eukaryota, Metazoa, Chordata, Mammalia, Rodentia, Muridae. Gene Ontology annotation, biological process: mitotic cell cycle phase transition; regulation of cyclin-dependent protein serine/threonine kinase activity; positive regulation of G1/S transition of mitotic cell cycle. The record is from RefSeq and is a predicted model, not a curated record. The transcript is spliced from 5 exons. Gene Ontology annotation, molecular function: cyclin-dependent protein serine/threonine kinase regulator activity. The coding region runs from base 286 to 1152 and encodes 288 amino acids. Gene Ontology annotation, cellular component: cyclin-dependent protein kinase holoenzyme complex; nucleus; cytoplasm.